GGGUGCGGCGCCCCGCCCCUUCCCCCUUCCCCCCUCUCCUCUCUCCCCCCCCCCCCCCUCCCCUCGGCCCGGGCGGAGGGAGCCAAAGCCCGGCCCGGCCGCUCUGCCCCGCGGAACGGACCGCACCGGGCCGGACCGGGCCCUGCCCCGGAAGGGCGGGCGGCGCUGCCGCCGAGCAUGGCGAGCCGCCGCCGGGCCCCGCGGAGCAGCGCCGGGGGGCGCUGACCCGGCCCCGGCGGGCCCUGCGCGCCGGUGAGUGCCCCCCCGAACCCCCCUGCCCGCCCCGCGGCCCCGCCGGGCGCACCGGGACCCCCCCGCGGGACCCGGCCCCGAACCGCGGCCGGGCCGGGCCCUGCCUGUGCCCCCCCCGCCCCGGCGCUGGCAUCGUGCCCCCCCCGCCAUGGAUGCGUGCCCCCCAUCCCCGCUGUCCCCUGUGCUAUGAGCGUUGGCCGUGACGUCCCUGCGAGCAGUUGCAAAUGAAAAUGGAGGAAAUGUCUUUGUCUGGCCUGGAUAACAGCAAACUGGAGGCCAUCGCACACGAGAUCUACACGGACCUGGUGGAAGAUGCGUGUCUGGGGCUCUGCUUCGAGGUGCAUCGCGCCGUCAAGUGCGGGUACUUCUUCCUGGACGACACGGACCCCGACAGCAUGAAGGACUUUGAGAUCGUGGACCAGCCCGGCGUGGACAUCUUCGGGCAGGUCUACAACCAGUGGAAGAACAAGGAGUGCGUGUGCCCCAACUGCAGCCGCAGCAUCGCUGCCUCCCGCUUCGCCCCCCACCUGGAGAAGUGCCUGGGCAUGGGGCGCAACAGCAGCCGCAUCGCCAACCGGAGGAUCGCCAGCAGCAACAACAUGAACAAGUCAGAGAGUGACCAGGAGGACAACGACGACAUCAACGACAACGACUGGUCCUAUGGCUCUGAGAAGAAAGCAAAGAAGAGGAAAUCAGACAAGAACCCCAACUCGCCCCGCAGGUCCAAGUCCCUGAAACACAAAAACGGUGAGAUCGGAGGGAACCCUGAUCCCUUCAAGUACAGCAACUCCACCGGGAUCAACUACGAGACGCUGGGCCCCGAGGAGCUGCGGACGCUGCUCACCACGCAAUGCGGCGUCAUCUCGGAGCACACCAAGAAGAUGUGCACCAGGUCCCUGCGGUGUCCCCAGCACACGGAUGAGCAGCGGAGAUCGGUCCGGGUUUAUCUCCUCGGCCCUUCCGCGUCCCUGCCCGAGGCCGAGGGCGCUGUGGACAACGACAGCUUCGAGGUGGCCGAGAGCCAGAGCCAGGCCCUGAUGAGCCGCCUGCAGUGGGACGGCUCCUCCGACAUCUCCCCCUCGGACUCGGCCUCCUCCAAAGCCAGUACCAAUAACUCCGAGUCCCGCAAGACCAAGAAGAAGAAGCCGCACUUGGGGCUGGUGAGCGGAGCCCCGGGCUUGGGCUCCAGCAAGAAGAAGAAGCCCAAACCCCCCCACACGCACCCCCCCAGCAUCUACGAUGACAUCAACUGAGCAGCGGAGCUGGGGGGGGACACGGACAUGCGGAUGGAUGGACGGACACACGGACCAUUGGGACACAAAGCGGGUACUGGGGGGGAAGGAUGGACUUGGCCAUGGGGGGGGGCUGAAUUUGGGAGCCCUCAUUUGUGCCCCCCCCCCGCCCUCCCUCCGGUGCCUCUAUUUAUUGUUGUCCGUGGGGCUCUGGCUUGGAGAUGGGGGCACAGGUCCCCCCUUCCCUUCCCACCCAGCCCCAGUGGGGGGGCAGCCCCAGCACCCGGCCUGACCCCCCCAUGGCCUGGACCAGCACUCACUGGUUCAGGAUGGGGGGCGGAUGGAGGGGACCCCCCCCCACAUCUGAAGCUGGAUUUGACUGCUGGGGGGGGGCAGGGGUUGGGCCUUGCAGGGGGUGGGGGGAGCUGCAUGCUGCAUCCUUUGUGCUUGGGGCUGGAUGGGGGGGGACCCCCACGGGGGAGUAACAGCACCCCCCCCGUGCCACUGUACCCCCCCAGUGCUAUUGAACCCCCACGGCCACAGAGUAAACCGGGGGGGGCACAGCUCAGCUUUGCGGCAGAGCCCCCCCAUCCCCGUGUGCCCGGGGACCUGCUGCUGCCAUUGGGGGGGUCCUUGGGGCUGGUGUUUAGUGGGGGGCCACACACGACAGGCCCUCCCCAGCCCCUAGUGCUGGGUGUUCUCCAUUAAGGGGCUGUAUUGGGGACAGGCUCAUUGCCACCCCCCUGAUGGGUGUCUGCCCCCCAAGUCUGUCUGUCUGUCCCUGAGGGGUGCUGCUGUGCCCCCCCCCGUGCCGUGGCGGUGAGUGGCUCUGCCUGGGGCUCACAACUUAUGGUGCUCUCGACUCUGGAUUCACUAUUGUCAAACUGCUGCUAAAGGCUCGUGCUGGGGCAGGACAAGGGCUGGGGGGCGCGGGGGGGCGCCACCAGUGCACGCUGAGCUGGCCUUGGCGUGCCCUGGGGCCGAGGAUGGGGGGGUCCGGCCCCCAGGAACACGGGGACCACCCUGGCCCCCCCCUCCAUGGAGGGGACAAAGCCCAGGGACGGGGGGGGGACACGACCCAGCCUGAGCCCCUCUGCUGCGGGCAAGGAGCCGCAAUUCGGGGUCCAAGGGGUGUUAUGGGGCUGGAGGGGUGGAUGUGCCCCGUAUCCCCUCCCUCCGCGUGUGGGCCCCCCCAUGUCCCUGCUCUGUCUGUGCGUGGUCUGUGUCCCCCCGAGCGCAUCGUGGCUGCCUCUGUAAAUAAAACUGCAUCUUGACUUGGUA
Molecule: messenger RNA, 2765 nt
Organism: Strigops habroptila (Kakapo)
Lineage: Eukaryota; Metazoa; Chordata; Aves; Psittaciformes; Psittacidae
Gene: ATXN7L3
Product: ataxin 7 like 3
Exons: 13
Coding region: 477-1505 (342 amino acids)
Biological process (GO): regulation of transcription by RNA polymerase II; positive regulation of DNA-templated transcription
Cellular component (GO): SAGA complex; DUBm complex
Molecular function (GO): transcription coactivator activity
Source: RefSeq, a predicted model, not a curated record